Molecule: messenger RNA, 603 nt
Organism: Saccostrea echinata
Lineage: Eukaryota; Metazoa; Mollusca; Bivalvia; Ostreida; Ostreidae
Product: complement C1q tumor necrosis factor-related protein 7-like
Exons: 2
Coding region: 1-603 (200 amino acids)
Molecular function (GO): protein binding
Source: RefSeq, a predicted model, not a curated record
AUGGUCAUUGUUGUGUUUGUUUCUGCAGUGUAUUAUACUAUUACUGAUCUUGGUCAUUGUCAUGUUUGUUUCUACAGUGUACUUGUGCUGUUGCUGAUACUGGUCACUGCCGUGCUGGGUUCUGUCCGGGAAUCACCACAGCAGAUCGUUAACAAGUAUAACAACUACAGGACCAUAUGCGAUGGACUUGGAUAUCAGAACGACGGAAAAGGAACAAUUGCUUUUCAAUCGUCAUUACGCAGUCACUUGGUGAACAUGGGAAAUCAACAAACAGUAAUAUUUGACAAGGUGACCUUAAAUAAAGGAAAGGGUUAUAAUAAAAAGACAGGUAUUUUUACCGCCCCUGACGAAGGUGUGUAUACGUUCAGUUGGACGAUCUUGUCGAUGGCCAAUACCUAUUUUAUCAGUGAGAUUGUGCACGAUGGUAAGCCAGUUGGUAAAAACUAUACAGAUGGAAGAGGUCGAAAUGGUUAUGUUAUGUCAUCAACAAACACCAACAUCAAAAUGAAGAAAGGAGAUAAAGCAUGGAUAAGAACAUAUUUUACCCACGGCAAAUUUGCUCAUGGUGAAGACUGGAGUAUUUUUUCUGGAAAUAAAAUAUAG